AUGUUAGGAUGCGUUUUGCUUAUAUUCGGGUUUUUGAAAAAAGGAACCAUAAGCUGUUGGGGAAUUGGAGGAGGUGAACAUAAGAUCAGUGCAUUGUCAGAUGUUUUGCUUGUGCAGAUUUUGUCAUUGGUUCCAACAAAAGGAUGCAGUGGUUACCAUGUUUUUGUCGGUCUGAUUGGAGAUGAGCCUACUAGCUUACCUGAAAGCCUUUAUAUAUGUGAUACACUUGUUUAUCUCCGUCUUUCUGGCAAGGUUUCUGUAGAUGUUUCUUCUCCGGUUUGCCUUCCCUCUCUUAAACAUCUUUACCUUGCUCUUUACCCUGAUGACAAAUUUAUGAGAUGUCUUUCCUCACUUAGGUAUCUCGAGAUAUGUUGCGUGUUGUGGGCUUGUGGCAUUAUCUUCUCCCAGCUUAUAGAGUGUAAAAUACGUCCUUGUGUGUUAGAUUGGUUUGAACCAUUAUUGUUGUUGCUUCAAAAUUCUCCUAACCUGAAAGUUCUUGUCAUCGAUCAGGUAUAUUAUCAAACUGAGCCUUUUCCACUUUCAUGGAAUCAACCGAGUUAUGUUCCCUUAUGCUUGUCAACCAGUCUCGAGAUCUUUGAGUGGAACAAAUUUCGAGGAAAACCUGAAGAGAUGGAAAUAGUAAGAUACAUCUUUGCCAACUCCAAGUGUCGAAAGAGAGCUGGAAUCUCCUUGAAUUCAAUCUUCUGGGGUCGAAAGGAUAUAAUGAUAGAGUUAGCACACAUGCCGGAAAUAACUUCAACAUCAUCUAAGCUUCACUUCUACACUCAACUGAAGGUUAAUCAUUAA
This is a messenger RNA of Eutrema salsugineum, 807 nucleotides long. Its product is annotated as F-box/FBD/LRR-repeat protein At4g26340. NCBI's taxonomy places the organism in Eukaryota, Viridiplantae, Streptophyta, Magnoliopsida, Brassicales, Brassicaceae. The coding region runs from base 1 to 807 and encodes 268 amino acids. The transcript is spliced from 5 exons. The record is from RefSeq and is a predicted model, not a curated record.